AAAAAAAAAAAAGAGAUAGCAAUUUGAAUUUAAUACUUGGAUUCCAAAUCCAAGCUCAUGGGUCUAUUCUACUGUUCACAGUCACACACACACUCUCUCUAUCUAAGCUUCUUUUGACUUAAGACCAAAAUGAAUAACCCCAAACCCCAAACACUCAAACAUAAACCCAAAAAAUCUCUCUCACAGAGAAAAAUAAAACACACCAUUUUAACCACAACACUUGUCUCUCUGCUAACGUACGCAUCCUUGCCGGUUCUUGACUAAUGGGCGCCUUCCGUCGCCGCCGCCGUCACUUUCUUUUAGCUUCACUCGCCGCAUUUGCUCUCCUCCACCUCUUCUCCGCCUCCUUCGUAGUCUCCGCCGAUGGUAGAUGGAUUGGUCAGAGAACCGGGUCGGAUUUACCGGGUGGGUUCGUGGAGAAUAAUAAGAGGUUUGGUGGUCCGGGUUCAUCACCACCGACGUGUAGAUCGAAGUGUGGGAAAUGUCAGCCGUGUAAACCGGUUCACGUACCGAUUCAACCCGGUUUAAGUAUGCCAUUGGAGUAUUACCCUGAAGCUUGGCGGUGCAAGUGUGGCAGCAAGCUCUUCAUGCCCUAAACUUUGAUCAAUGAUUAAACAAUUCACGGAAAAAAAAAGUGUUUUAAUUCUUUUUGUUUUGUUUUUUGUUCCUCAUUUCUUGUGCUUGUCUGAUUAAUUAUUGUAAUGAAAUCUAUAUGUUAAUAUAAAAAAAUUGGUCAUGUGAAGAAAUUGAGGACUUUGG
Messenger RNA from Arabidopsis lyrata subsp. lyrata, 759 nucleotides. Its product is annotated as EPIDERMAL PATTERNING FACTOR-like protein 4. The coding region runs from base 264 to 596 and encodes 110 amino acids. Lineage: Eukaryota; Viridiplantae; Streptophyta; Magnoliopsida; Brassicales; Brassicaceae. Gene Ontology annotation, biological process: stomatal complex development; guard cell differentiation. The record is from RefSeq and is a predicted model, not a curated record. The transcript has 2 exons.